AUGGUGCCGAUCUCCCUCUCCCUCUUCCUCAUCUUCCUCUCCUCGAUCCUUCUGCGGCCGCUCGACGGCGCCGGCGACCGGUUGCGGGCGGGGGAGUCAUCGGGGUUGAACCAGACGAUCGUCUCCGCCGGCCGGAUCUUCGCGCUCGGGUUCUUCUCUCCGGGGAACUCCUCCGGCGACUGGUACGCCGGAAUAUGGUACAACAAUCUUCCUACGAAGACUGUGGUGUGGGUCGCAAACCGGGAAGCCCCCCUCAGGGACCCCGGCGGCGCCGCCAUCGGCGUCACCAGGGAGGGGAACCUCGCCGUGCGGGACGGACGAGGAAGGUCGCUCUGGUCCACCAACCUCACUAGGGAUCCGGAUAACAGCACAGGAGCGGCGGUGGCGGUUCUCCUGGACUCCGGCAACCUCGUCCUCCGCCGCUGGGACACCGCCAGCGACCCCCCUCUCUGGCAGAGCUUCGAUCACCCCACCCACACCCUCCUCCCGGGGAUGAAGCUCCGAUUGAACUUCACCAGCGGCGAAGCCACGCGACUGAGGUCGUGGAGGGGCGCCGCCGAUCCCUCCGCCGGCGACUUCGUCUUCACCCUGGAGGGCCGCUGGGGCCUAGAACCAUACGUCUUCAAAGGCGAGGAGAUCCACUGGCGAGGGCCAAUGUGGCUGGGCAUCCCCCUCUUCCCCUUGCAGCUGGGGGACGUCAAUUCCCGCUAUCUCCAGUCCGUAUAUGCCACCGAUCAGGAGAUCUACUACAACUACUCCAUGAUUGAGAGCUCCCUGCUCGUGAGGUACGUCCUGGACCACUCCGGCACCUACAGCUUCCGCGUGUGGGACGACGGCGCCGCCGCCUGGAACUCGAUAGGGACGACGCCGACGAGGCCCUGCGAUUUUUUCAACCUUUGCGGCGGCGCCGCCUCCUGCGACUCCAGUGGGCAGUCCCCUCUCUGCCGGUGCCUCAAUGGGUUCGACCCCAGCGCGCCGGAGGAGUGGGCAAAGGGCAACUUCACCGGCGGCUGCGUGCGGCGGCGCCGCCUCCUCUGCGACGGCACCGACAGGUACACGAAGAUCGGCGGGCUGAAGCUGCCGGACCGCUACUCCGUGGCUUGGAACCUCAGCCUGAGCCAGUGCGAGGCCUCCUGCUCCGCCGCCUGCAACUGCAGCGCCUUCUCCCACACCAACUUCAGCACCUUCAACCUGACGGGGUCCCGCUGCUUGACCUGGUUCGGAGACAUGGUGGAUCUCGUUCAGAUCCCCCUCCUCUCGCAGGACCUCUACGUCCGUCUCUCUGCUGCACAACUCGGUACGCCCCGUUUUCUCGGAAAAGCUCAAUCUUUUUCAAUCAAACAAACCAGAAAGAACGAAAUCUAUGGAUUCGGCAUCCACGCUUCGUCCUGCAGAUGGGGAUCCUCCAGCGGAUGAUUCCCCCUCGGGGAAGAACCAGGCGGUGAUCAGGAUCGCACUGCCCAUCGCAGUAUCCACCGGCGUGCUUCUCAUGGGGGCUUGCUGCUACUGCGCGGCGAGGAAGCUCAAGUCGCGAGGUAAACCCCUCCGCCGCUCGGCGGACGAGGAUGAAGAAGAACACAGAGUUCACUGUCUGCUUCUGGAAAAGCAGGGAAGAGUGACGGGGGAAAUCUUCUGCGACUGGAAGAAAUAAGGCUCAACGAUGCGCUUGGGAGCGAGAAAGGCGUGCCCAUGGUGGACUUGAAGAGCGUGAGGGCCGCCACUGAGAACUUCUCCAUCUCGAACCAGUUGGGGGAGGGGGGAUUCGGCGCCGUCUACAAGGUUAGCCAUUGAUCCGGUUAUCUUUUCGCCCAUGCUUCAAGCGCUCCAUCAUCAGAGGUCGCUCACGGUGGAAGAGAGAGAGUUCUGGGUUGCAGGGGAAGCUGAAGAGCGGGGAGGCGGUGGCGGUAAAGCGGCUAUCCAGGGCCUCCAAGCAGGGCUGCGAGGAGUUCGCCAACGAGGUUCUGCUCAUCGCCAAGCUCCAGCACAGAAACCUCGUCCGCCUGCUCGGCUGGUGCUCCCAUGGCGACGAGAGGAUCCUCAUCUACGAGUUCAUGCCCAACAAGAGCUUGGAUCACAUCAUCUUCGGUGGGUUGCUUCUUCCUCCCCGCAAGAACCCUAACCGCAAGACCUUCGAUGUCAUCAUUUCACCUGCAAUCUCUUCUUCUUCUUUCUCAGAUUCGACGAGAUCGGCGGAGCUGAGCUGGGAGAGGCGCUUCGGGAUCAUCCGGGGGGUGGCGGACGGGCUCCUUUACCUCCACCAGCACUCGCGGAUGCGCGUGAUUCAUAGAGACAUGAAGACGAACAACAUCCUCCUCGACGGCGAGAUGAAUCCUAAGAUCUCCGAUUUCGGGCUGGCCAGGAUCUUCGAGAUGAACCAGAUGGAGGCCAACACCGCGAGGGUCGUCGGAACAUAGUAAGAAUCAUACCCAGAUCCCCGAGCUUCCAUUUCUCCAUCCCUCCUCCUCCGGUGACCUAACCCUCUCCGAUCUGCAGCGGCUACAUGUCGCCGGAGUACGCCAUGGACGGCGUUUUUUCGGAGAAAUCGGACGUGUUCAGCUUCGGCGUGAUCGUCCUGGAGAUCGUCACUGGGAAGCGGAGCACGGGCUUCUACCACUACAAGAACUCCCUGAACCUCCUCGGCUAUGUGAGUAACGGCGGCGCCGCCUUCCUCUUCCUUCCCCGCCGCUGCUGAUCCUCCUCUCUGAAACUGGCGGAGUCUAGUGCAGGCUUGGCAGAUAUGGGAGGAAGGCAGAGCUCUGGAGCUGCUCGACCCCACAGUGGACAGCCGCUUCGAAGCCGGCGAUGUGGUCAAAUGCAUACACCUCGGCCUGCUGUGCAUUCAGGAAUACGCCGCCGACAGACCCACCAUGGCCGCCGUCGUCUCCUGCCUCGCCGGCGAGGGCGGCUGCGGCUCCCUCGCCGCUCCAAAGCAGCCGGCUUUCGCCAUUGGUAGGGAAUCUAACCCCCUUCUCCCUCUGUCAAUCCACCACAGAUCAGAAGGAAGAAGCUGA
This is a messenger RNA of Spirodela intermedia, 3011 nucleotides long. Lineage: Eukaryota; Viridiplantae; Streptophyta; Magnoliopsida; Alismatales; Araceae. The record is from the annotation of a GenBank genome assembly.